Messenger RNA from Trametes versicolor FP-101664 SS1, 924 nucleotides. RefSeq lists its product as uncharacterized. Bases 1 to 924 code for a protein of 307 amino acids. The transcript has 2 exons. NCBI's taxonomy places the organism in Eukaryota, Fungi, Basidiomycota, Agaricomycetes, Polyporales, Polyporaceae. The record is from RefSeq and is a predicted model, not a curated record.
AUGUCUCUGCCUACCGUACGGUAUGGCAGGGCCGCGGGGCGAAUCCGGUCGGACUUGCCGGGCGAGGAGCCCGCGCGGUCCGUGCGCCGUGAAGCAGAGCGUGUGGGCAUCGCCUACCCUACUCCAGCGGGGUUGACCGUGGCUCAGUUUGAGCUGUUACUGAGCCCAUUCCGGGCGCCCGAGGCAGCUGCUACGUUGAUGGCGUCACUCUCGACCAACGCAACUAUAUCCUUACUGAGAGCUGCUCACGAGCUCGGGCGCGGUGCGGUCGUGCAUGUGGCGAAAGCUCGUUUAUGCUCCCUGUGGGACGACCGCCGCCUUCCUAUGGCCGAAUCAUACCAGACCGCCAACCUCGGAGGCAUCGGGCGCCACACACCCUCCCCUGAUGACGGUCCGCGUCCGUACACUGAAGCUCUCGCAGCGCUGCGUGCAGCCGAAGAGUUCGGCCUCCAGAGCGUCGCGAAGCGUGCUGCAUACGAGUUGACGUGCAGCGAGGACUUCUGGACCGCUCUCGUAACCGACCGCGCGAGUGUCGACAUCAGCCAGGACGUGCUGGUCGGCGUGUACAACAUGCGCACGAUGCUUAAAGCGCUCUGGGCCGAUGCGCUUCGUUCUCCGCCGCGCAUGCCGGGAUUGUACCAGUACGCGCACACAAGCUGUCACCCUUUGCUCCGACAGACACUCGGGCAGGGGUGUGCGCGUCGGGAGGGCGCGAAGCGCAUGGAAGCGUGGAGGGCGAUGCUGGAGGAUACUCGGCAACGCGCAGAGGGUGCAUGGGACCCCUUGCGCUACAACAUCUUCGCGCGCAUGGACGAGCUGCACCUGAAGCAAUGGUGUAGCUGCUGCAUUAGGGAGUGGGAGACCGACUUGAAGCGGCGGAGGGAAGAGUGGUGGACCCGUUGGAUGGGCCAGGUCUUCGUGUGA